GUCUGGACGCACAAAGUGCAAUAUGUGGUGUGGCGGGUUGGUAGGGGUGCUGGUGGUGUUACUACAUGUGUCAAACGUCUCGGAUGGAUUCAUCACCUACACUGUGCAGCUUCGGAGUCGCAAGCACCAACGGGCAGAUCCCGAUCGUAUCACGACCAGGAUGCUAGCACAGCGAGACUCCUCUGUGGCUGCGGCAGUAACAAGGUCAACCGCAAUAAAACAAGUCUUGGGUGGGCUUGGCAUCGGGAUUGUGUCAACCUUGCUGGAGCCUGACGCGUCCCGAGCACUGGAAAGCGACGAGUUCGAAGAGGUUUUCGACGACGAUGCGAUUGGCAUCGAGCUGGAAGAUGUAAAGUACAAGGGGUCCUCGCGGGUGCUAGUGAAGAGGGUAGUGCCCGGAAGCGCCGCUGCGAGACAUCCCAGGAUCAAGGCCGAUCUCGUGUUGGUCUCCGCGAAUGGGGUCGACCUGGAACGGCAAAGCGCCACCGCCGCUAAGAAGAUCAUAAAGACCAGCUCGCGGCCGCUCACCUUGGUGUUGAGAGAUAACAGUCUUUUCCAACAGCUGCUCAAACCUGCACCACCAACAUCCCCCGACAACGAGGCGACUGGCGUUGCUGUGACGAACGGGGGCUUUGAGCCUAUCAGCACCAAGGUUUCACCUGAAGGGAAUGGGCGUGAAGAGCAGGUCGUGAAGUUGCUCAACAGUGACAAGAGCGCGGAGUGCAACUCCUGUGGGCAAGGAGCAAGAAGAGGGGAUCUGCUUGAGAUUGAGUACACUGCUAAGCUUGAGGAUGGCAAGGUUUUCGAUGGGUCGAGCAUCAAGGUGAAUGGGCGAGAGGUCGUUGGGAGAGCGGGGGAUACGACCCUGUUCUUCGUGCUCGGGAAGCAGCCCAAGGGGCAAUUCCCCCCAGGUUGGGAUCUUCUGCUCAUCGGCAUGUGUGUAGGAGAGACAAGACUUAUCAGCGUACCCCCCCUGCUCGGCUACGGCGCGCAAGGCAUGCCCAAAAGGGGGGUUCCGGCGAAUGCGACUUUGUUGUACGACGUAAAGCUCAUCGGGGUAAAUGGCGUCAACAUGUGCGUGGCAUGA
This is a messenger RNA of Ectocarpus siliculosus, 1087 nucleotides long. The record is from the annotation of a GenBank genome assembly. Lineage: Eukaryota; Phaeophyceae; Ectocarpales; Ectocarpaceae.